This is a messenger RNA of Camelina sativa (false flax), 2289 nucleotides long. RefSeq lists its product as uncharacterized. NCBI's taxonomy places the organism in Eukaryota, Viridiplantae, Streptophyta, Magnoliopsida, Brassicales, Brassicaceae. The record is from RefSeq and is a predicted model, not a curated record.
AUGGUGAUGGAACAAGUCUUGACACCGGUGAAGGAGUUAUCAACAGAGGAACAAGCUUCGAUUGAGUUUUACGAGCAGUUAUCGCAGGUCAAGACGAAGUUGCGAACAUCGGAUUUACAAACGAAGGAUCAAUUAGAGUUAAUAAACUCUAAGAUUGGUUCGCACGAACAGAUGAUGACGGAGAUUAACAAGAAAUUGGAGUUUCUGAUCAAACAUCUUCUUGGGAAAGAAACGAUACAAGAAUUCGGAGGAUCGAGUCAAGCGGGAGCUGCAAGAUCUCAAGUUCUUCGAAACCAGGUACCAAAUUCUUCUCUGAAACCCUGCCGUAGUGAGAUUAGGUCGGGAUUACGAGAGAAUCUUCUCAGAAAUGUUGAGAUGGCCAUAUUCGAAGGGUUUGGCAUAUAUGGUUGGAUCGCUAAGGUGGAAAGAUUUUUUGCGAUGGGUGGUUAUAACGAAGCGGAGAAGUUAGCUCUGGAGAUGCAGGAGCUAGUGCAUAUGCAGAAACCACGUGAUUUACCUGAGGUGAUCGCAGAAGCAAGGGCUAUGGAAGGAAGCAUUAUGAGCCGAGUGGUUAAGAAAGAGUUAUUGUUAGCAAACAAAGAAAACAAAGACCCUCAUGUUUAUGAACAAAGGGCUCAAUCAGGGGUUAACAACAAUAACCGGAAGACAAAGGUUAUUACAACAGAAACGACACCAAUGGGUGAUAGACAGUUGGUGCGUUCUGAACCAAGACCAAGAAGACAUAAUACAAAUGCGGAAUUAGACGAGAAGAGGAUGAAGGGCAUUUGCUUUAAAUGUGAUGGACCAUGGUAUAAAGACCAUAAGUGUCCAAAUAGAGAAUUAAGGGUGCUCACCGUAUUCAAUGGAUUUGAAGUAGAAGUCUUGGAUGGAAUUGGGGAAGAAGAAACAAUAGAAGAGGCUAUCGGAGAAUGUAUGGCACUUUCAUUUUCAUCUUAUAGAGGACUUUCCUCAUCUACAACUACUAAAGUUCGUGGGGCAGUAGGCAAAGAAGGAGUGGUGAUAAUGCUAGACAGUGGAGCCACACAGAAUUUCAUUUCACCUGCAGCAGUAAAGAAGCUCAAGCUGAAAUGCAGGACAAACCCUAACCUUAAUGUCCGACUAGGAAACGGAUUGUUGGUGAAUGGUUUAGGAGUGUGUGAGAACGUAACAUUCUCCACUCAGAAUUUGGAGUUCACACAAAAUUUCGUGGUGUUGGAGUUGGGACUCAUUGAUGUAAUUCUGGGAGUAGCUUGGUUGAGUACACUCGGGGAUUGCAGAGUCAACUGGCAUACUAAUGAAAUGUCAUUCCUGUACAAGGGCAAGACUGUUCUAUUGAGAGGUGAAGAAGAUUUAAACAACUCCAAGAUGUCCCUAAAGUCCUUGUCUAGCAACUACACAGUCAAUUCAAAAUGUGUGGAAGUGGAACUGUGUAACCAUCAAUUAACCCAACCUACUACACAUCAAUUGGACACAAGCAUUCAGACGGUUCUCUCAAAUUUCACCAGUGUGUUUGCCAUUCCGACAUCUUUACCACCUAUUAGAGGGCGUGAACACGCCAUUAACUUGAUCCCUGGCACAACAACCAUCAGUGUGAGGCCAUAUAGAUAUCCACAUGCUCAAAAAGAAGUGAUGGAGAAGAUGGUACGAGAUAUGCUUGAGGCUGGCAUCAUUCUACCAAGCCAAAGUCCUUUCUCAAGUCCGGUUCUCUUAGUCAAAAAGAAGGAUGACAUUUGGUGUUUUUGUGUUGAUUAUAGAGCACUGAACAGCGCCACAAUACCGGAUAAAUUUCCUAUACCGAUGAUUGAUCAGCUUUUGGAUGAGUUAAAUAGAUCGGUGAUUUUCUCCAAGAUGGAUCUUCGAGCAGGAUACCAUCAGAUAAGAAUGAAGGAAGAGGAUGCGUUGAUGAAUGAGCUAUUCAGACCUUACUUGAGGAAGUUUAUCCUAGUCUUCUUUGAUGACAUAUUGAUAUACAGCAGGAACUUGGAUGAACAUGUGGAGCACUUGACAGUGGUUUUGAAGGUGUUAGAGGAGCAUUGCUUAUUUGCCAAUCAAAAGAAAUGCAUGUUUGGUCAACCUCAAGUCGGCUACUUGGGUCAUAUAAUAACGUAUGAGGGAGUUUCAACAUAUCCUACCAAGACUCAAGCGAUGACUAAGUGGGUGACUCCUAAAUCAGUGAAGAAAUUGAGAGGAUUUUUAGGCCUUACAGGAUACUAUCGGAGGUUCAUAAAAGGCUAUGGCGUUUUGGCUCGACCCCUAACUGAUUUACUUCGGAAAGACAGUUUUGAGUAG